AUGGAUCCUCUUGAGCGGUACAAUUUGAUUAAACGGUUAAAAUUAUGUCUCAAUUGCUUUGGUUUCAACCACUCGUCGAAUCAAUGCCCAUCACUUCGUCGGUGCCAGCACUGUCGUGCGAGCCACCACACUUUGCUGCAUCGCACAUAUGGUAGCAAGGCAGACGACAACAACAAAAGGGAAGAUGGGAAUGCUGAGAAAUCAACAACGCUACAGGCUGGUAUCGUUACAGGUGAAGUCAUUCUCGCUACAGCUCUAGUUCGUUUAUGUAACACUGCGGGAAGCUCUCUCAUGGCACGUGUGUUGUUGGACUCAGGUUCUCAGCUCCAUUUUGUCACCGAAAGAAUUGCACAGCAUCUUCGGUUACCGCGCAAAAAGCGCAGCAUAGAGGUAACGGGCAUUGGAUCUACAACAACGAAAACGCAGCAAGUAUGCUGUGUUGUACUAAAAUCGCGCCAUACAGCAUUUUCGUCGACUUUGGAAGCGGUUAUCAUACCAACAAUAACUUCGUGUCAACCCAGCAAUCGUGUCAGCAUUGAGAAAUGGAAUUUGCCUAACAACAUAACGUUGGCAGAUGAACAGUUCUACGAGCCAGCAACGAUCGAUUGUCUUAUUGGAGCAGCGUGGUUUUAUGAUUUGCUUCUCGUCGGUCAAAUCAAGCUGCGCAACAAUUCGCCGGUUCUGCAGAAAACUAAACUCGGUUGGAUAGUUUCUGGCAUCGCUAACUCAUCUGCACCAAUAGCUUCAUCACCAAAAACCUCAUCGUUGAAUAAAUCAUCGGCCUAUAUGGCAUUUCUCACCAUGUCCGAAGAACCAGUUCUCGAUCAGCUGUUGCAAACCUUUUGGGCAUUGGAAGAACACCACACCAAUUCAUCAACGUCAGUUUCGGCAGAGGAGCAAGCAUGUGAAGAUCUCUUUGAAACAACCACAACCAGAUGUCCAAAAACCAACCAAUUCAUCGUUCGCUUACCGUUUAAUGAAGACCCCAGCAGCCUAGGGCAAUCAUAUGAAGCUGCUUUCAAAAGGUUGGUAUCUCUUGAGUAUAAAUUUUCUCGCAAUCCCGCACUCGUCAACACAUAUCGUGAAUUCAUGAACGAAUAUAUUAACAUGGGGCAUAUGACACUGCUUAAUAACCCCGAAGAGGCUCGUAAUUUUAUCCCCCACCACUGCGUCACAAAGGCGGACAGCAGCACCACAAAACUCCGUGUGGUCUUCGAUGCGUCGUGCCGAACUUCGAACGGGAAGUCUUUGAACGACAUAUUGCUCGUCGGUCCGACGCUACAGGACGAUAUUUUCACAAUCCUGCUUCGCUUUAGAGCUUACAAAUACGUGUUAAUGGCUGACAUCGCUAAAAUGUACCGCCAGGUACAAAUGAACUCAGCUGACUCUCCUUGGCAGUGCAUUUUGUGGCGAGAAUCACCGAACACUUCUGUGCAAGUGUACAAGCUGCAGACCGUCACAUAUGGUACAAGCAGCGCACCAUAUCUCGCCACAAAGGCUCUACAACAGUUGGAAAAGGACGAGGCAAAAUCGCUACCAAUUGGUUCAGUUGUUACGCUCAGAGAUUUUUACGUCGAUAAUCUCAUGACAGGUGGCGCUACCACUGAUGAAGUCGUCGAAAUUAAACAGCAAGUUGUUGAGUUGCUUAAACAUGGGGGCUUUCCCCUACGAAAAUUCGCCACUAAUGACAAUUCCAUCAUCUCUGACAUUCCUCAAGCUGACCGUGAAGAAAUCGUACAACUCGGUGGCGUAGACUACAUUAAAACACUUGGGUUUAAAUGGUCACCAUCGAGCGAUAACUUCGUGUUCAGCUACACCGAAUCAUCGUCGUCUUCGAAAACAACAAAAAGAGCGAUUUUAUCCCAAAUUGCAAGCUUCUUCGAUCUACUUGGAUUAUUGAACCCUAUAAUAGUUUCAUGCAAAAUAUUAAUGCAGCAUCUAUGGGCACUGAAACUAGAUUGGGAUGAAAGUGUCCCACAAGAUGUUUACACCCAAUGGCAAGAUUUUCGUCGGCAGCUAUCUCUGGUUCAAAAAAUCCAAAUUCCAAGGUAUGUACCUUUCAACACCGCUACUGAAAUUCAUGCCUUUGCAGAUGCCAGCACGAAGGCUUGCGGCGCCUGCAUCUACAUGGUCACACGCGAUUCUAAUGGUACGACGUCAUCGUUGCUGUCCGCUAAGUCUCGUGUAGCUCCAAAGAAGGAACCAUUCAUUGCUGGUCAGACUCGACCAUCGCGCUAUCCUGGAUCAAGGGAGAGCCGUCGCGUUGGACAGUAUUCGUUGCGAACAGAGUAA
Rhagoletis pomonella (apple maggot) is the source of this 2292-nucleotide messenger RNA. RefSeq lists its product as uncharacterized. The transcript is spliced from 2 exons. The coding region runs from base 1 to 2292 and encodes 763 amino acids. The record is from RefSeq and is a predicted model, not a curated record. NCBI's taxonomy places the organism in Eukaryota, Metazoa, Arthropoda, Insecta, Diptera, Tephritidae.